CUUACCAAGCUCUUAGAGCUAACACCAUAUUUCAUUUUGCCAUUGUUCAUGAAACAACAUACAAGAAACAUUUGUAAAAUAUUUUAUAAAUACUGCCUUUGAUUCCUAAGCCUAAUAGAAAUGAGUAAAAAUACAGUGUUUUUGAUUUUGCUAGUGUGUGGUAUGGCGUAUUGUGAUAGUUAUAUUGGACAGAACGAUUUAGAAGCAAGAGGGAAGAAGAAAAAGAAGAAGAUCGCUUUAUUUGUUUUCAUCGCCGAUUUGGUGCUGAAGAAGUUCUUCAUCCUGAAGCUGGUAUACGCGUUCAUCUUCUGGGUGGUUCUGCAUAAGGCCGGCUACUUCUUGGCCUGGUUUGCCAGCUACCUGAAAGAGAAGAAGCACCAUGAGCACCAUGACCACCAUGAAUACCACGGCCAUGACCACCAUGAAUACCACGGCCAUGACCACCAAUACGACUAUCAGCCGGCUUAUGGCGCGUACGGGCCUUAUAGGAGGAAAAACCAUUGA
Ostrinia nubilalis (European corn borer) is the source of this 504-nucleotide messenger RNA. RefSeq lists its product as uncharacterized. The record is from RefSeq and is a predicted model, not a curated record. NCBI's taxonomy places the organism in Eukaryota, Metazoa, Arthropoda, Insecta, Lepidoptera, Crambidae. Bases 121 to 504 code for a protein of 127 amino acids. The transcript has 2 exons.